ACCUUCCAGCUUCUGGGCAGAGAGCAGAGACGCAGAGUUAGAGAGACACUAGAGACACACCGACUGAUUAAUUUUGAAGGCUCGCCCUCCUGGAAAAAUGCUUUUCUUUCUUGAAAAUUCUAUUCAUGAGCCUUGUUUGAAUAAAAAUUAACAUGGAUUUUUGGCAGCCGAACCCUAGGGCUGAGCCAUUUAUCCCCAAAAGGGACGUCAAUUUGUCCAGAUUGAAUAAAUUCUCAAAAGAAAUACUGACCAAAAACCACAUUUUCAACAAGUUUUUUCAGACUUUGCUUGUUGUUAUCUUGAUAUUUACAAUCGGCAUAAACAUGAUUUUCAUUUUGGACACAAGUCAAAGGUUGAGAGGUGAACUUAAUAAUUUUGGAUCCAGUUUUGUAGUGCAAGAUGAAAAGGAACACGGUGGUUUUGUGGUCCAAGAUAUAAUGCCAGCAUCUCUAACAAUAGAAGUGCUUUCUAGUCAAUCUCGAGUCACAGUGACAAUUGAUGGAGCUACAAUUUUAGAAGAUGGAGAAAAGGGUGAGGGGAGAGGAAUCCAUGUAGUUGUAUUAAACCAAGCAAGCGGAAGUGUUAUGUCACAGCGACUCUUUGAUACAUAUUCUUUACACGAAGAUGAAGCAAUGUCUUUAUUUUUAAGUAUGAUUUCUGAUGGAAGAAUAAUCAUUUUUGCUAUUAAAGAUGAAGGAACUUUUCAGUUAAAAACAGCAGCUCGUAAUCUUUUGGGAAGGUUAGGCUCGAGACAUGCCCAAGGAUUAAGUUGGCGUGAUAUGUGGGCGAUGGUCACUCAGAAAGGUGGAAAGGUUUAUGGGGAAUCUUAUAGCAAAAGUGCUGCUUUCAGCUCUUGGGGAACUUCAGUUAUUCUCAGGGUUCAAGUUCCCCUAAUCCCAGUUGAAAGAAGUGUUUGUGCAUGGCCUGAUAAUGAAGAAAACAAAAGAAGAUUGCAAUUCUGCAACAGAAUUGAAGGCUACGGUAGCGUUUGCAGCUGUGAAGAACCGGCUUCACUCACUUUCAACCCCGAGCCAGUAGAAGGUAACAAUGUUAUAAACGUGCCGGUCGUGGUAAUAGCUAGCAAUAGGCCACACUAUUUAUACCGAACUUUGAGGUCUCUACUGUCAGCCAGAGGUGCACAAAAAGAUAUGAUCACUGUUUUUAUUGACGGCUAUUUUGAGGAACCACUUGAGGUUACUAAACUACUCGGUCUCCGUGGUAUACAGCACACUCCCAUUGGGUACAAAAAUUCAAGAAUAUCUCAACACUACAAAGCAUCAUUUUCUGCAAUUUUUAAUAUGUUCCCCAAAGCUCAGUAUGCUAUAGUUGUGGAAGAAGAUUUAGACGUUUCUGAAGAUUUUUUCAGCUUCUUCAGCCAGACAGUCAAAUUGUUGGAGAUGGAUCCUACAAUAUAUUGCAUAUCAGCAUGGAAUGAUUUAGGUUAUGAAGAAACCAGCAGCAAUGUUUCUACCCUUUUGAGAGUUGAAACUAUGCCUGGCCUUGGUUGGAUACUCAGCAGAGUGUUAUACAAGAACGAAUUAGAAUCUAAAUGGCCAACUCCAGAAAAGAUGUGGGACUGGGAUAUGUGGAUGAGGCUGUCAGAUAUUCGAAAGGGGAGAGAAUGUGUUAUACCUGAAGUGUCAAGAACAUUUCAUUUUGGAUCCUCAGGAAUAAAUAUGAAUUCGUAUUUUCAAGAUCGCUACUUCAAGAGUCAUUCCUUUAACACACAACCACAUGCCAAAUUGCAAAAUAUUGAAACUAUCUUGAAAAAUAAAUAUGAAGAACUGAUAAAUAACAUUAUAAGAAAUGGAACAUUUCUCAACUACACCAAAUCACCAUGUGAUGAUAAUUUUAUUCCCUCUCAACCUAAGGGAAGUUCUAAUAAGAUUUAUAUAUUUUUUAUCAAAAUGGUUGAUUCCAAAGAUUUUGAAACUUGGCUUCAAGUAGCAAAGUGCUUUAAAAUAUGGGAUUUGGAUGCAAGGGGAUAUCACAAAGGAAUGUGGAGGCUGAGAAUUAAACAGCACCAGUUGUUGGUAAUUGGCUAUCCAUUUUCUCCAUACUCUGUUUAUAAACCUGAUUACUACAUACCGUUAAACCUUCAACCAGUGAACAAAGAUGCCACAGUACAUUAAAUGUCCCGUAGAAAUAUCAAUUUCAUUACAUUUCUAAAAAGUUUACAAAAAUCGAUUUUCAAUCAUGAGUAAUUUAUAAGAAAUGUGUCAAACCAUUUAGCUUUUAGUUCAAAUUGCCUACCUACUAAGAUUAACGCUAAAUGUUUAUCAUGACCAUUUAAAAAUAGCAGAUGUAAGAUGUUGCACUUAACAUUUUGUUUGAGUGAUUUUUUUUUUUUAGAUAUCACACAAAUAUCAAAGUAAAUCAAGGUACUGCACAUGAUGAACUAAUUCUCAAUUAAAUUUCAGAAAUCAACAUAUUUUAUUACAGUUAGAUCUGAGACAUAAAAUCAAGUUUUCUACGCGGGAGUUUUAACAUUAAAUAUUAGGAGUGAAUACUGAAUUGUAUUAUAUUGUAAAAAUAAUAUUUUGUAUUUGUUUUUUAAA
Molecule: messenger RNA, 2558 nt
Organism: Cimex lectularius (bed bug)
Lineage: Eukaryota; Metazoa; Arthropoda; Insecta; Hemiptera; Cimicidae
Product: protein O-linked-mannose beta-1,2-N-acetylglucosaminyltransferase 1-like
Exons: 14
Coding region: 153-2132 (659 amino acids)
Biological process (GO): protein O-linked glycosylation via N-acetylgalactosamine
Cellular component (GO): Golgi membrane
Molecular function (GO): beta-1,3-galactosyl-O-glycosyl-glycoprotein beta-1,3-N-acetylglucosaminyltransferase activity
Source: RefSeq, a predicted model, not a curated record